CUGGCAUAAUACAAAAUUGCUGUCUCUACCAUGUCCCUCGGAAACAUCCUCCCUUCUUGAUUUUUCUCUCUCCAGAUUCUUUCUCUGUUAAUUUUCCCUCUCUAGAUUUUCUUUCUAUCCAACUCCUAUCGUUUCUUCUCUCUCUCUCGAAAUUUCUCUGGUCUCUCCUCGGUUCCUUCAAUGGCGCCGAGUUUCAGAGACCUCCAGCUCACGGCCUCCGGGUCGUCCGGCGGCCGCCGGAGACAGCCGGAUAAUUUCGCCGACGAGAACGGGGACGAACUCGAAGACGUACGGCUCCUCGAUUCUUACGAAGAUGGUGAUUCGGAGAAAUUGGUGGGUUCUGAGGAUGUUCGUGAGAAGAGAAUUCAAGUGAAAGUCACGGGGAUGACCUGUGCGGCGUGUUCGAAUUCGGUUGAAGGAGCGCUCAUGGCCGUCGAUGGGGUCUUACGGGCUUCUGUGGCUUUGCUUCAGAACAAGGCCGACGUCGUCUUUGAUCCCAAUUUGGUCAAGGAAGAUGACAUCAAGAAUGCAAUAGAAGAUGCAGGGUUCGAUGCAGAAAUUCUACCUGAAUCUGGUAUGACUAGAAUGAAGCCACAUGGAACCCUGUUGGGGCAGUUCUCUAUAGGAGGCAUGACAUGUGCAGCCUGUGUGAAUUCUGUUGAAGGCAUCUUAAGAAAGCUCCCUGGAGUCAAAAGGGCAGUUGUUGCCUUGGCGACUUCCUUUGGAGAAGUUGAAUAUGAUCCUACUGUAAUAACUAAGGAUGAUAUAGUUAAUGCAAUUGAAGAUGCUGGUUUUGAAGCUUCAUUCUUACAGAGCAGUGACCAGGAUAAAAUCAUGCUAGUGGUUGCUGGGAUAUCUAGUGAGAUGGAUGUACAGGUUUUAGAAGGUAUACUUUGCAACUUGAGAGGAGUGAGGCAAUUUCGUUUUGACCGAAUGUCAAGAGAAUUGGAAGUUCUAUUUGACCCCGAAGUUAUUGGUCCUAGAUCCUUAGUUGAUGAGAUUGAAGGAGGAAGCAUUAUGAAGUUCAAAUUACAUGUCAAGAACCCUUAUACAAGAAUGGCUUCUAAAGAUCUGGAAGAAACCUCAAACAUGUUUCGGCUCUUCACUACCAGUUUAUUUCUCAGUGUUCCUGUCUUUCUCAUGCGAGUAGUCUGCCCUCAUUUACCUCUGGUGUAUUCUUUAUUGCUCCGGCGAUGCGGGCCAUUCAGGAUGGGGGAUUGGUUGAAGUGGGCAUUGGUUACUCUUGUUCAAUUUGGUGUUGGUAAGCGUUUUUAUGUUGCAGCUUACAGAGCACUUCGAAAUGGUUCUACAAACAUGGAUGUCUUGGUUGCAUUGGGUACUUCAGCAUCGUAUUUCUACUCCGUUUGUGCACUUCUAUAUGGUGCAAUCACCGGGUUUUGGUCGCCAACAUACUUUGAAACAAGUGCAAUGCUAAUAACAUUUGUUUUGUUGGGAAAGUACUUGGAAACUCUUGCCAAGGGAAAGACAUCUGAUGCUAUAAAGAAGUUAGUGGAACUUGCUCCAGCAACAGCUCUGUUACUUGACAAAGACAAAGGAGGGAAGAGUAUUGGAGAAAAGGAAAUAGAUGCUUUGCUGAUACAGCCUGGAGACGUAUUAAAAGUUCUUCCUGGUACAAAGGUUCCUGUUGAUGGUAAGGUUGUGUGGGGUUCAAGUUACGUUAAUGAGAGUAUGGUUACUGGUGAAUCCGCACCUGCUCUGAAGGAGUUCAAUUCCUUGGUUAUCGGGGGUACAAUGAAUUUACACGGUUCCAUUCACAUACAAGCCACCAAAGUAGGAUCUAAAACAGUUUUGAGCCAGAUAAUAUGUCUGGUUGAGACGGCACAGAUGUCUAAAGCUCCUAUUCAGAAAUUCGCUGAUUUUGUUGCUAGCAUAUUUGUCCCUACAGUUGUUGGUAUGUCAUUGUUGACUUUAUUGGGAUGGUAUAUUGGUGGAGCUCUCGGAGCUUAUCCAGAACAAUGGCUACCUGAGCAUGGGAAUCAUUUUGUUUUUGCCCUCAUGUUUUCAAUAUCAGUUGUGGUGAUUGCAUGUCCAUGUGCACUUGGAUUGGCCACUCCAACUGCUGUCAUGGUUGCCACAGGGGUUGGAGCUAAUAAUGGUGUCCUUAUAAAAGGAGGAGAUGCGUUGGAGAGGGCUCAGAAGGUUAAGCAUGUGGUAUUCGAUAAAACAGGCACCCUCACCCAGGGAAAAGCCACAGUUACAACUGCAAGGAUUUUCACAGAGAUGGAUCGUGGAGAGUUCCUUACAUUGGUGGCUUCUGCAGAGGCUAGCAGUGAGCACCCAAUGUCAAAAGCGGUAUUGGAAUACGCCCGCCACUUUCAUUUCUUUGACUUGCCUUCUGCUACCAAGGACGCUCAAAAGCACAGUGAAGAGUCCAAAUUAUCUGGUUGGCUUCUUGAUGUCUCAGAGUUCUCUGCUGUGCCUGGAAGAGGUGUCCAGUGCUUUAUAGAUGGAAAACAAAUUUUUGUUGGCAAUCGGAAGCUGCUGACUGAAAAUGGGAUAUCCAUUCCAAUCCAAGCAGAAAAUUUCGUCAUAGAGUUGGAAGAGAGUGCAAACUCGACCAUACUUGUUGCAUAUGAUAAUGCUCUAAUUGGUGUUAUGGGGGUUGCAGAUCCACUAAAGAGAGAAGCUGGUGUGGUUGUUCAAGGCCUUAAGAAAAUGGGUGUACACCCUGUUAUGGUUACAGGGGAUAACUGGCGGACUGCCCAGGCUGUUGCUAAGGAGGUUGGCAUUGAAGAUGUAAGGGCAGAGGUGAUGCCAGCCGGAAAAGCCGAUGUAAUCCGAUCAUUUCAGAAAGAUGGAAGCAUUGUUGCUAUGGUUGGGGAUGGUAUCAAUGACUCGCCUGCCUUGGCUGCUGCAGAUGUCGGUAUUGCAAUUGGAGCAGGGACAGAUAUUGCCAUAGAGGCUGCCGAUUAUGUGUUGAUGAAAAAUAAUUUAGAAGAUGUGAUCACAGCCAUUGAUCUAUCAAGAAAAACCUUCAGCCGUAUCCGAUUGAAUUAUGUGUUCGCCAUGGCCUACAAUGUGAUUGCAAUCCCUGUUGCUGCUGGGGUUUUCUUUCCCUGGGUGAGGAUUGGGCUACCACCAUGGGCAGCUGGUGCAUGCAUGGCUCUCUCAUCUGUAAGUGUUGUGUGCUCUUCUUUACUUCUCAGAAGAUACAAAAAACCUAGACUUACCACUAUACUUGAAAUAACAGUAGAAUAGAAAUUAGAAGGUUCCCAAAAAAAAAAAAAUUAAAAUAAAA
Messenger RNA from Cornus florida, 3259 nucleotides. Its product is annotated as copper-transporting ATPase RAN1-like. Gene Ontology annotation, biological process: monoatomic cation transport. The transcript is spliced from 9 exons. Gene Ontology annotation, molecular function: copper ion binding; ATP hydrolysis activity; ATPase-coupled monoatomic cation transmembrane transporter activity. Gene Ontology annotation, cellular component: membrane. Lineage: Eukaryota; Viridiplantae; Streptophyta; Magnoliopsida; Cornales; Cornaceae. Bases 181 to 3219 code for a protein of 1012 amino acids. The record is from RefSeq and is a predicted model, not a curated record.